AUGCAGGAAGCAUUAGAAUUACUAGAGAUUUUAGGUGAAUUCAGGCCUGUUAUGGGUGGAGAAGACACAAUAAAAUGGUGGCCAAGUGCGGAUGGUUGUUUUUCGGUUAGUAGCUGCUAUUCAUUGUUGCGGGAUCGUCAGUUAGAAGAGGUGGUUGAAGCGCAUACUAUGGAGGCGAUUAACAGAACUUGGGACACAGCGGUGCCGUCAAAAAUCAAGGUUUUCGGGUGGCGGUUUUUUCUAAAUAGAUUACCGUCAAAAGAUCAAUUAGAGAGAAGGAAUAUUAUUAACAGGGUGGAGGACAAACUGUGUGUUUUCUGCUCUGUGGUGAAUGAAGACUUAGCUCAUAUGGGCUUUUUAUGUUUCUUUGCUGCAAAGGUGUGGGACAGAGUUGCUGUUUGGCUGAACAUUAGGGCGUCUGUUUGGAUGAAAAAGAAUCAAAUUGGUAUAAUAUGGCUGGCUACGGUAUGGUCCCUUUGGAAUACAAGAAACAAUUUCAUCUUCAACAACUGUGAUAUUGUUCUAGAUGAAGUGGUGGUGGGCAUCAAAAUGGUUUCUUGGAUUUGGGUUUCGGUGGGUGCGACUAACCGUGUUUUUUUUCCGUUUUACUCUUGGCUUCAAGCCCCGUUGGUGGCCUUAAAAAACUUAUAG
Molecule: messenger RNA, 651 nt
Organism: Vicia villosa (hairy vetch)
Lineage: Eukaryota; Viridiplantae; Streptophyta; Magnoliopsida; Fabales; Fabaceae
Exons: 1
Coding region: 1-651 (216 amino acids)
Source: RefSeq, a predicted model, not a curated record